Messenger RNA from Drosophila sechellia, 1808 nucleotides. RefSeq names its product rhino (gene rhi). NCBI's taxonomy places the organism in Eukaryota, Metazoa, Arthropoda, Insecta, Diptera, Drosophilidae. The transcript is spliced from 3 exons. The record is from RefSeq and is a predicted model, not a curated record. The coding region runs from base 54 to 1538 and encodes 494 amino acids.
UGCGUCGUUCCAUUUACCGUUCAUUUGCUCGGCGUCCUUUCAGCGUUUAAGUUAUGUCUCGCAAAAAUCGACGACCAAAUCUUGGUCUGGUCGAUGCACCGCCUAACGAUCAUGUCCAAGAAUUUGUAGUGGAGAAAAUCCAAGGCAAGCGCUUUGUUAAUGGGCGUCCCCAGGUUCUGGUGAAGUGGCAUGGUUUUCCGGAUGAGAGUAACACAUGGGAGCCAAUGGAAAACGUCGGCAACUGCAUGCAGCUGGUCUCCGACUUCGAGUCGGAGCUCUUCAGGCGGAUGCGGAAUGCCUCGGCUAAACCUGUCGGGAAAUCGAAGCCCAGUCCUAGCACCAGCGGUCCAUCGAACACCGAAAAUGGCCCCAGCACCUCUAAGAAAACACAACAUUCCAAGUCGGUGCAGGCAAAAAACACUGCUAAAAUGUCGAAGAUGGAUCAGAAAAAAGAGAAGGAUAUUAAGAAAGCGACGGGAAAAAUCAAAGAUAUUCAAAAUGAUCCCAAAACUCAGAUGCCUAGUACUAGCCAAGGAUCCACAGGCUUAACUGAAGUUUUCAACGGCAAUCCAUCAGCCAGAACGAACGUGAUUAAAAGUCCGAGGAUUCAUAGCGUUUUCAAUGAUCCUAACUUGAGCGAACCCAGCGAAGACGAAGCUGUGGGAGCCACAUCUUUAAAUUACCAACGAGCUGGUCAUUCCAAACAAAAAUCUUCGACGCCUCCCAAAUCGCGAGGGCUUAUUGAAUUUCCUCAAGGAGAAGACUCACUGUUGUCUUCGAAACAUGUGUCUCCUAUGAUGAUUCUUAAAGAAUCCCAACCAUUGCAAAGUUCAUUCACUGAUGAUUCGGAUUUGGGUGAAUCCUCUUCCAGUAAGUCGUUUCUUACAGUAUCAUCGACCAGCUCUGAGGGAUCGAUCAAGGUCACCAAAUCGGAACCUAAAACAUCAUCGCUGGACCAGAUAAAGUUGUCGACUAGGUCAUCCGAUGGUGGUCAUGAGGCGGCCGACAAGCAGAAGUCCACAUUUGGCAUUAGCUCCAGCAUGGGGUCGAAUGAUUAUCUACACUCCAUGGGCUUGGAUUUAUCUGACAGUGAUUCCAUAGAUUCUAAAGUGGAGAGCAUGCACGGCUGUCCUACCAAGCAGCAGAGCAACUGGAACUUUCCCGAGCCACUAACGACGCCGCCAGCUGGGACCAAAAAGGAGAUGGCUAUGCAUCGGGAUGUCCAGAAGGAGUCGAUUGCAUCUCACGCACCUAAGUUACAAGAAGUGAAGAAGAAGCUGAAGACUUCACAGCGCGGCAAGCGUUUAAGAACUUACCCGGAUUGGAGAAUGCCGGAGACUACGGAACCCUUCGGUUUGGAUCGCGGACUGGAGCUGGAUAAAGUCCUCCACUGUUACCAGAUGAAAGAGCUCUUUCUGUUCGUCACGUGGAAGGGCUGCUCGUCCAUCGAUGCAGUGCCCAUGAAAUACCUUAGGGAAGCGUAUCCAUUGCAAGUGAUUGAGUUCUUCCAGAGCUUGAGGACCUCUGUGCUCAAGUAAAGAUGUCUAGUACCGGGUUUGUACUACGUUUUGCCAAAAAUUCACUUCACACAACAUAAUCGACUCCAAGUUCAAGGUCAUCGCAUCUAAAUUGGGUGAACUCCAACUCCAUCAAAUUGAACUAUUCAAAGAAAAAACACCGAUAUGUGUUUAUACUAUGUUUCAUGUUUUCAGUACAUUUAGAAGAAUGUAAAUAUCAAUGGUUUCCAUAUUUCAAGUAACCUGAUAUUCUAACCUUUUUGUUCAAUAAAUUUUGUUUUUGGCCUGACA